AUGGUCCGAGUAACCGAAGAACUAAUUCGAAAACGUGCAGAACACAAUGAGGGUGAGAUAUUCUCCCUAGAAGAGCUCUCAUUGCAUCAACAAAAUUUGGAACGAAUCGAGUACAUAGACAAAUGGUGCCGUCAGUUGAAAAUUCUCUAUCUACAAAACAAUCUGAUUCCCCGUAUUGGAUGUGAAUCGCUUAAAAAACUAGACUUGACGGUGAAUUUCAUUGGUGAAUUGACAAGNCUCUAUGCACUGGAAGAGCUGUUUCUUACGGGCAAUCCGUGCACGGAAUAUCCUCACUACAGAGAGUAUGUAGUAGCCACUCUUCCCCAAUUACAGGUAGUUUUUUGGUUGAAUGUGCGAAUUUUGUAUCAGCAGCUAGACGGUGUGGAAAUCACCAAAUCUGAACGAAUUUUGGCAUUACAAAUCCUGGAACGAAUUCGUCCACUUAUUGUGACUAAACAAAAGGCUCACGCAAAACGUCGAAUUGAAGAAAAAAAUGAAGCUGAGAAAAGGCGUCAGAUACAUCAAGAAAGGAUCGCUGCCAGUCAUGGUGACAUUGAUCCAGUCGUUAGUGAAUUUUGGAAGGAAAAGGUCCCAUUUACACCCGAAUCCCGGAUAGAGACACAUGAAUACAUGGAACUCCAAGAAAAAGCCAGAAACAAGAAAACGAACAAGACUGAUGAUUUGAAACCGAAACGACCUGCCCUCCGAUUGUUUGCCGAUGAUGGAAGACCGUUCAAUGUGAAUGAACCAAAACACAUGGAUACCGCGUUGAUUGACUGUGACGUCCAACCAAAUUAUAUUCGAGUCACAUUACGUGGCAAAGUACUACAGCUAGCCCUUCCGGAAGAAGUACAGGCUGACAAGUCGCAUGCUAAACGCUCUCAAACCACUGGUCAUCUGCUUGUUACUAUGCCAAAGGUAAACGUCAAAAGGGCAUGGAUUGUGAAGUUGUAA
This is a messenger RNA of Echinostoma caproni, 954 nucleotides long. The record is from the annotation of a GenBank genome assembly. NCBI's taxonomy places the organism in Eukaryota, Metazoa, Platyhelminthes, Trematoda, Plagiorchiida, Echinostomatidae.